AACGCUCAAGAAGCACACAAGAAACAGCAUAAAUCGCCAUUUCCUUCAUAUCUAGAGAGAGAAAAAGACGGUUGAAAUUCAUUCAUUCAUUCAUAUACAGAUCUUCAAUCUCUAUUUUCACGCCAUUUGUCAUCAUCCAGCUAAUGGCGAAUCGAGAUCCAGAGAACGGAGUAGGAUUGAAUAAGAACAGAGUAAGUAACUAUCCACCGCUAAAUCAUUCUCCAUCUUACUUCCUUGAUUCAAACGAUCGUCAAUGGACAUCCUGGCUAGUACCGAUGAUCGUUAUAGCUAAUAUCGCUAUGUUCAUCGUCAUCAUGUUCAUCAACAACUGUCCUCAUAACAAUAUAUCGAAUACGAACGGAACUUGUGUUGCUAGAUUCCUUGGUAGACUUUCAUUUCAACCUCUCAAAGAGAAUCCUCUCUUCGGUCCUUCCUCUUCAGCAUUGGAGAAAUUAGGAGGAUUAGAAUGGAGUAAGAUAGUGAAUGAACAUCAAUGGUGGAGAUUGAUUAGUUGUAUAUGGUUACAUGCUGGACUUAUACAUCUGUUUGCGAAUAUGUUAAGCCUUGUUUUCAUUGGAAUUCGACUUGAACAGCAAUUUGGAUUCGUUCGGAUUGGAGGAAUUUAUCUAUUGUCUGGAUUUGGUGGAAGUAUAUUAUCUUCGUUGUUUAUACAGAAGAAUAUUUCAGUUGGUGCUUCUGGAGCUUUGUUUGGUCUUCUUGGUGCUAUGUUAUCUGAGCUCUUCACUAAUUGGACUAUUUACACUAAUAAGGCUUGUGCUUUAUUCUCGCUAUUACUCAUCAUUGUUAUCAAUUUGGCACUCGGAAUCCUUCCUCACGUCGACAACUACGCACACAUCGGUGGAUUCUUAACUGGCUUUCUACUCGGAUUUAUACUUCUUCUUCGUCCCCAAUUCGCUUGGGUCGAAAGCCAACAUCUUCCACCAGCUGCUCGUUCUAACUCCAAAUACACCGUCUUCCAAUGGAUAUCGUUACUUCUUUCCCUUGCCUUCCUCAUUGCCGGUUUCGCGGUUGGGUUAGUGAUGCUUUUCCGAGGAGAAAAUGGGAAUGACCAUUGUAGUUGGUGCCAUUACUUAAACUGUGUCUCCACCUCAAAAUGGACAUGCAAUAGGUAACAAAAACCAAAGAUAUUUCUUCUAUUUAAUAUAUAUAUAUUGUACAACUUUAUUUUCAUAUUAUAAAGUGUAUCUUUUUGCUAUAUAGUAAACAUAUGAUUGAAUUAAAUUAAUUUGAUAGUCUAA
Impatiens glandulifera is the source of this 1259-nucleotide messenger RNA. Its product is annotated as RHOMBOID-like protein 2. Gene Ontology annotation, cellular component: membrane. NCBI's taxonomy places the organism in Eukaryota, Viridiplantae, Streptophyta, Magnoliopsida, Ericales, Balsaminaceae. The record is from RefSeq and is a predicted model, not a curated record. The transcript is spliced from 6 exons. Bases 144 to 1133 code for a protein of 329 amino acids. Gene Ontology annotation, biological process: proteolysis. Gene Ontology annotation, molecular function: serine-type endopeptidase activity.